Triticum aestivum (bread wheat) is the source of this 357-nucleotide messenger RNA. RefSeq names its product casein kinase 1-like protein HD16. The record is from RefSeq and is a predicted model, not a curated record. NCBI's taxonomy places the organism in Eukaryota, Viridiplantae, Streptophyta, Magnoliopsida, Poales, Poaceae. Bases 1 to 357 code for a protein of 118 amino acids. The transcript is spliced from 3 exons.
AUGUGGAUUAGUAAAAAGUGGAAAGAAGGUUUUCAUGUAACAUCUAUGGGCACUGCUGGGAGUCGUUGGGGUGUUGUCAUGUCGAGGAAUGCAGGAUACUCCUACCAGGUUGUUGAGUUAGAUUUCCUGUAUCCAAGUGAAGGACUCCAUCGGCAGUAUGACGCCGGUUACAGAAUAACCUCAUGUGCAGCAACGCCUGACCAGGCCGCUUUUAUCAUGAGCAGGGCCAAGAAGCCCAAGAAGAAACCGAUGGACGAAACACUUCUAACUUCUGCUUUCCCUUGCAAGGCUAUAAAGGAGCAAUGGGCAAAGAACAUCUACGUCGCCUCGAUCUGCCACGGGCGAACUGCGUGUUGA